AUGAAAACGGCCUACUUGGCGUCAUUGGUGCUCAUCGUAUCGACAGCAUAUGUUAUUAGGUUGAUAGCGAUUCUGCCUUUUUUCCACACUCAAGCAGGUACAGAAAAGGAUACGAAAGAUGGAGUUAACCUACUGAAAAUACGAAAAUCGUCAAAGAAACCGCUCAAGAUUUUUGUAUUCUUAGGAUCGGGAGGUCAUACUGGUGAAAUGAUCCGUCUUCUAGAAAAUUACCAGGAUCUUUUACUGGGUAAGUCGAUUGUGUACUUGGGUUAUUCUGAUGAGGCUUCCAGGCAAAGAUUCGCCCACUUUAUAAAAAAAUUUGGUCAUUGCAAAGUAAAAUACUAUGAAUUCAUGAAAGCUAGGGAAGUUAAAGCGACUCUCCUACAAAGUGUAAAGACCAUCAUUGGAACGUUGGUACAAUCUUUUGUGCACGUGGUUAGAAUCAGAUUUGCUAUGUGUGGUUCCCCUCAUCUGUUUUUAUUGAAUGGGCCUGGAACAUGCUGUAUAAUAUCCUUUUGGUUGAAAAUUAUGGAACUUCUUUUGCCCCUGUUGGGUUCCUCCCAUAUAGUUUAUGUAGAAUCGCUGGCAAGGAUUAAUACUCCUAGUCUGACCGGAAAAAUAUUAUAUUGGGUAGUGGAUGAAUUCAUUGUCCAGUGGCAAGAAUUGAGGGACAAUUAUUUACCAAGAUCCAAGUGGUUCGGCAUCCUUGUUUAA
Saccharomyces cerevisiae S288C is the source of this 714-nucleotide messenger RNA. It is a transcript of the gene ALG14, whose product is annotated as N-acetylglucosaminyldiphosphodolichol N-acetylglucosaminyltransferase anchoring subunit ALG14. The record is from RefSeq and is marked reviewed. Gene Ontology annotation, biological process: dolichol-linked oligosaccharide biosynthetic process. Bases 1 to 714 code for a protein of 237 amino acids. Gene Ontology annotation, cellular component: endoplasmic reticulum membrane; nuclear membrane. Lineage: Eukaryota; Fungi; Ascomycota; Saccharomycetes; Saccharomycetales; Saccharomycetaceae. The transcript has a single exon.